CAUGGCGCUCUCCAACAACCACAUCUGCCCCGUCCACAACUGCAAGUGUGGCACCCUGCCUCCUGCGAGCUGCUUCUUCAGCCUCAUCUGCAGCCUGGGCUCCUUCAUGGUCAUCCUGGUGGGGCUGCUGCGCUACGCCCACCUCCUGGAGCGUCUCGGGCCAUCUCUCCUCAACACCUUGGGGCUGGCCACCGGCUGGGUCUGCGCCGCUGGCCUCACCAUGGUCGGCAGCUUCCAGGUGGAUCACGCCAAGGUGCUGCACUACAUUGGGGCAGGGGUGGCCUUUCCCACCAGCAUGCUGUUCCUGCUCCUGCAGUCCAUCCUCACCUACCGCAUGGCCAAAACCCGUGGGCAGUACUGGACCGGCCACUUACGCAGCAUCCUCACUGCUGUGGCCUUCCUCACCCUCGUCUUCAGCGGUGUGUUCUUCAUCCAGGAGAGCUUCGUGCUGCAGCAUGUGGCUGCCCUGUGCGAGUGGAUGUUCAUUAUCGAUGUCCUGGUCUUCUACGGCACCUUCACCUUUGAGUUUGGGGCCAUCUCCACAGACACCUUCCUGGUCCUGCUGAAAGCCAGCCGGGCUCCCAAAAGUUACAAAGGCGAAAGCGGCGUGUCCAGCACAGCCCACGUCCACAGCCACGUGGAGGGCCUGGCUAUGGCCUGACCCCCGCAGG
Molecule: messenger RNA, 671 nt
Organism: Haliaeetus leucocephalus (bald eagle)
Lineage: Eukaryota; Metazoa; Chordata; Aves; Accipitriformes; Accipitridae
Gene: TMEM150A
Product: transmembrane protein 150A
Exons: 5
Coding region: 2-661 (219 amino acids)
Source: RefSeq, a predicted model, not a curated record